Molecule: messenger RNA, 869 nt
Organism: Nematolebias whitei (Rio pearlfish)
Lineage: Eukaryota; Metazoa; Chordata; Actinopteri; Cyprinodontiformes; Rivulidae
Gene: ralba
Product: v-ral simian leukemia viral oncogene homolog Ba (ras related)
Exons: 5
Coding region: 206-829 (207 amino acids)
Biological process (GO): Ras protein signal transduction
Cellular component (GO): plasma membrane
Molecular function (GO): GTPase activity; GDP binding; GTP binding
Source: RefSeq, a predicted model, not a curated record
GGAAGGUGGGGUUUUUGUUACAGGAGCGGUUUGUUUUCGGGGAGCCAAUGCGGUGGUCCGUGCUGCUAAAGCACUCAGCAAGAUAGCAUCAACCAAAGGCAGCAGUUCAGCUUUGGUUGUGUCCGUGUGCAUGUGUGGGUGUCUGUGUGUGCGAGUGUGCACAUGUGUUUGAGUGUGUGAGAAAGGCACGAGGAAGAUUCUGGCUAUGGCUACCAAUAAAGGUAAAAACCAUAGCUCUCUGGCAUUGCACAAGGUGAUAAUGGUGGGAAGUGGAGGUGUUGGAAAGUCCGCUCUGACGCUGCAGUUCAUGUAUGAUGAGUUCGUUGAGGACUAUGAGCCCACCAAAGCAGACAGCUACAGGAAGAAGGUUGUCCUGGAUGGGGAGGAAGUCCAAAUCGAUAUCCUGGACACAGCUGGCCAGGAGGACUAUGCUGCUAUCAGGGAUAAUUAUUUUCGCAGCGGGGAGGGCUUCCUGCUAGUCUUCUGUAUCACAGAGCAAGAGUCCUUCAGUGCCACUGAUGAGUUCAGGGAGCAGAUCUUGAGGGUGAAGGCAGAAGAGGACAAGAUUCCUCUCCUGCUGGUAGGCAACAAGUCUGACUUGGAGGAUCGUCGGCAGGUGUCAGUGGAUGAGGCCCGCGGGAAAGCCGAAGAGUGGGGCGUCCAGUAUGUGGAGACGUCAGCCAAAACUAGAGCCAACGUGGACAAGGUAUUUUUUGACCUGAUGCGUGAAGUACGAGGAAAGAAAAUGUCUGAAAACAAGGACAAAAACGGCAAAGGGAAGAACAAGAAGAGCAAGAAGAGCUUCAGAGAGAGAUGCUGUUUACUUUGAACUCUUCAUGGACCUAAACAAGCCACAAGACGACUAAUGC